AUGACCUCCCCGGGCACCGACAGCCCGGGGAAGAGCCUGCAGUACCGCGUGGACCAUCUGCUGAGCGCCGUGGAGGGCGAGCUGCAGGCGGGCAGCGAGAAGGGCGACCCCACGGAGCGCGAGCUGCGCGUGGGCCUGGAGGAGAGCGAGCUGUGGCUGCGCUUCAGGGAGCUCACCAACGAGAUGAUCGUCACCAAGAACGGCAGGAGGAUGUUCCCGGUGCUGAAGGUGAACGUAUCCGGCCUGGACCCCAACGCCAUGUACUCCUUCCUGCUGGACUUCGUGGCGGCCGACAACCACCGCUGGAAGUACGUGAAUGGGGAGUGGGUGCCGGGGGGCAAGCCGGAGCCGCAGGCGCCCAGCUGCGUCUACAUCCACCCCGACUCCCCCAACUUCGGGGCGCACUGGAUGAAGGCACCUGUCUCCUUCAGCAAAGUCAAGCUCACCAACAAGCUCAAUGGAGGGGGCCAGAUCAUGUUGAACUCCUUACAUAAGUAUGAGCCUCGAAUCCACAUCGUGAGAGUUGGGGGUCCACAGCGUAUGAUCACCAGCCACUGCUUCCCGGAGACCCAGUUCAUUGCGGUGACCGCUUACCAAAACGAGGAGAUCACAGCUCUUAAAAUUAAAUACAAUCCAUUUGCAAAAGCUUUCCUCGACGCAAAGGAAAGAAGCGAUCACAAAGAGAUGAUGGAAGAAGCGGGAGACAGCCAGCAGCCUGGGUACAGCCAAUCAGGGGGCUGGCUGAUCCCCGGAACCAGUAGCCUGUGUCCACCCGCCACCCCCCACCCCCAGUUCGGAGGCCCCCUCUCGCUCCCCUCCACGCACGGCUGCGAAAGGUUCCCGGCCCUGAGGAGCCACCGGCCAGCCCCCUACCCCAGCCCGUACGUGCAUCGCAACAGCUCUCCAACUAUUUCCGACAGUUCAUCUGCAUGUCUGUCCAUGCUCCAGCCCCAUGACAACUGGUCCAGCCUUGGAAUGCCUGCCCACACCAGCAUGCUGCUGGGUCCGAACGCUGGUCCUCCUGCGGGCUCCAGCCAGUACCCCAGCCUGUGGUCCGUGAGCAGCGGUGCCGUCGCCCCGGGCGCCCAGGCGGCGGGUGUGCCCAGCGGGCUGGGAGCCCAGUUCUUCCGAGGCUCCUCUGCCCACUCUACCCCCCUCGCCCACCCGGUCUCAGCGUCCUCCUCGUCGGGGUCCCCACUGUACGAGGGGGCCGCCACGGCCACAGACGUUGCCGACAGCCAGUAUGAUGCCUCGGCCCAGGCCCGCCUCCUGGCCUCGUGGACGGCCGUGUCGCCCCCGUCCAUGUGA
Molecule: messenger RNA, 1308 nt
Organism: Budorcas taxicolor (takin)
Lineage: Eukaryota; Metazoa; Chordata; Mammalia; Artiodactyla; Bovidae
Gene: TBXT
Product: T-box transcription factor T
Biological process (GO): cell fate specification; mesoderm formation; heart morphogenesis
Cellular component (GO): nucleus
Molecular function (GO): DNA-binding transcription factor activity, RNA polymerase II-specific; RNA polymerase II cis-regulatory region sequence-specific DNA binding
Source: RefSeq, a predicted model, not a curated record